AUGAUAAAUCUUAAAGAUGUGGAAAAACUUAUCUCUUAGUAAAAAUUUGAUGAAGCAAUUUAACUUUGUAAUAAGGCACUAGGACUGCUUCCUCAUAAUAAUGAGCCUCAAAAGUAGUGGGAAACAGAUCUUAUUUAUAAAUUAAAUUUUCAUACUGGAGUAGCUUAUCAAAAUAGCUAGAGAUAUUAAUAAGCCAUAGAAGCUUAUUAAAAAGCUUUAAAGUACUAACCAUAGGAUAUAUGCAUUCAUUUGAACAUAGCAAUAUGCUACUAUGGAUUAAAUUAAUUAUAAAAUUCACUUUAAUUUGUCGAUUCUGGUUUAUAGAUUCAUGAUGAUAAUUAUCAAAUUCGUGAAUAAUUACAAAUUUUGAAGUAUAGCAUAUUCAAAAAUAAUAAAUAGUUUUAGGAAUGUUAAGAAUUACUUAAAACUUUAUUUGAAAAUAAUUAGCUUACUUAAGAAAGUUUAUUAAACGAGUAUCUUGAAUAUCUUUAUAAUGCAAAGGAUUAUAAUUAAUUAUUACUUGUCCUAGAUGCUAAGGCUAAACUAUUUCCUAAAUCUAUUUAGUAAUGUAUGAAAAACAAACUUAUCGUAUAUUUAUAAUCAUAGGACUAUAAUCGAGCAUUACUAAAAACUGAGGAAUAUAUAUAGAAAUAUCCAAAUGAUUCCAGUGUUUUAACUGUUAAGAUAUAGAGUCUUUUAAUGCUUGGAAGAAGGCCAGAAGCAAAACAAUUUUAUCAAGAAUCUUUAGUAAAAUUUCCAAAUGAAAGAGUAUUGCUUAAUACUAAAAUUGCUUGA
Messenger RNA from Tetrahymena thermophila SB210, 795 nucleotides. RefSeq names its product tetratricopeptide repeat protein. Gene Ontology annotation, molecular function: protein binding. Gene Ontology annotation, biological process: cell division. The transcript has a single exon. The record is from RefSeq and is a predicted model, not a curated record. Lineage: Eukaryota; Ciliophora; Oligohymenophorea; Hymenostomatida; Tetrahymenidae.